Messenger RNA from Mauremys reevesii (Reeves's turtle), 4247 nucleotides. RefSeq names its product 2-aminoethanethiol dioxygenase (gene ADO). The record is from RefSeq and is a predicted model, not a curated record. Gene Ontology annotation, cellular component: mitochondrion. NCBI's taxonomy places the organism in Eukaryota, Metazoa, Chordata, Testudines, Geoemydidae. Gene Ontology annotation, molecular function: oxidoreductase activity, acting on single donors with incorporation of molecular oxygen, incorporation of two atoms of oxygen.
AGAGCAGGGAACACAGGUGGCCGCACUGCUUGCUAAGCGCUUGCAUAGUUCUUUCAGCGCUUCGGUGCCUGGUGCCUUUUAGGCCCUCGAGGACCAUGAGCUCAAAGCCCUCUUCCUGCAGCAGGAAACGCACCGGGCCAGUCCCUUGGGAGAUGUAGUUUUCUCUUUCACCCUGAAAGCUUCCUUACCCGGCAGUGCCUAUGCCUGCGAACGCGGUAGCUCAGCAGAGCCAGGCAGUUCCCAGCCUACAGCCCCCCGGCGCUAGCCACGCGUUGCCCAUCCGGCAGGGACAAGACUGGGCACUGGGCCGAGCCUCCUGGGUGGCGUGGGGAAGACUACACGCCCCAUGAUGCAAGAGGCCGUGCGCGCCGGCGCAGACGGGCGUGCCCUGCCCUGGAGUGGGGGUGGGGAGCGCGGCGGAGAGCAGCGCCCGGGCGGGCAGUGCCGAGCGCGCUAACCCAGGAGCGACCAUGCCCCGGGACAACAUGGCCUCCCUGAUCCAGCGGGUGGCCAAGCAGGCCCGCAUCACCUUCCGGAGCCCGGCGCCGGGGCCGGGCUUCGGCGAGAACCUGCACCGGCUGCAGCAGCUGCUGAACGAGGUGCGGGCCGAGGACCUGCACCUGGUCCCGCGGGGCCCGGCGGCCGUGCCGGGGGCGGGCUGCCCGCGGGCCGGGGCCGGGGCCGGGGCCGGGGCGGUGCCGCCGGUGAGCUACAUGCACAUCUGCGAGACGGAGAGCUUCAGCAUGGGCGUGUUCCUGCUGCGGAGCGGGGCCUGCAUCCCGCUGCACGACCACCCGGGCAUGAACGGCAUGCUCAAGGUGCUCUACGGCAGCCUGCGCAUCGCCUGCCUGGACCCGCUGCUGCCCCCGCCGCGCCGCCCGGCGUGCCGCCGCGCCCUGCUCCGCUCGCGCCAGCUCUGCACGCCCGCCUCGCCGCCCUGCCUGCUCUCGCCGCACACCGACAACCUGCACCAGAUCGACGCCGUGGACGGCCCGGCCGCCUUCCUCGACAUCCUGGCGCCCCCCUACGACCCCGAGAACGGCCGGGACUGCCACUACUACCGCCUGCUGGAGGCGCCCGCCGCCGAGCCCCACGACCUGCCCCGCGAGGUGUGGCUGGUAGAGACCCCGCAGGCGGCGGAUUUCUGGUGUGGCGGAGAGCCCUACCCGGGGCCCAAGGUCUCCCCUUGAAGCCGGUGGAGGACGGACGGUCCCCCCUCCCCAGCCACUAUUUCUUCCCCGGCAGGGAUCGUGUGGGACCCGCUGGAGUAGGGGGCCCCUCCUCCUCCGGCAGGAGGUCGAAGAGUCGCCAGCAGCGGGACGGGAGGAGCUGGCUUGUGCCGUGGCUCACUCGAGAUGUCGCAGCGGCUACACUCGCUGUACAAAAGCCAUAGCCACGAUUCCCUUCCCAGCCGCCUUUGAAGUAAUGCUAGACACUACAGCAGGCCCAGCUCCUAGUCCUCGGGUGCGGAAAGCCAUUCCCCAGCCUCCCUGGGACAUGUGUGCAUGUCUUGGGCUAUCAUUGUCUCAGUUCAGCUCAUCAGUUCCAACAAUGAAGCAUCCAGCUGCUGGGGCCAUGGGCUGCACUCUUCUAGGGUACUGCUUCUCUGCCAUGGAUAAUUGCAGUAGAAACAACUUUUUAUACACAGACCUUGCCCCAGAGGAGCUGAUUGCCACUAAACUAAGGGUGGAAAAAUCUUGUGUGUUUUUGCCAAUGGUGCGCACAGGAGAACAGUUUCUGGGGCAGAUUUAUGGUACUAUUUCCCUAUCCAAAUCAUCAGAAAGACACCAGCCAAUUAACACACACAGGAAACCCAAAUCAUAUCCCUGGCUGAUUUGGUGUGUUUUAUCAGGGCAGUUAUACAGGCUUAGCUGCUUUAUGGUGGCUGAGCAUCUCCUAUUCCUGGCUAAAGAGAAUAGCAAUAUCCAGCCAGAACUACCGCUGUUAAUGACAUAGACUGUAUUUGCAGGAAAGCUACAAAACUAAAACCUCUUUGUGCUUACUGCCAAGCUUUUUGAGUGGAGGGCACUAAAGGAUCCAGUGGAUUUUUUUUUCUCCUUUUGACUGAUGUGAAGACAUGCAAAAGUAGUGCUGUUUAAACUUCCACACAACUGAAUGUUAAAGUAAAUACCAGUAUUUUCUCUAACCACUUAGGACCACUGUUUAGUUUUUGAUACCCCUCUUUCAUCCCGCUUCCUUCCUAAAGUUAAGAGAAUAAAUGCAAUAAAACUUCACUCUUCUAUAAGGCAUGUUUGUAAAUACUCUGAAAACUCAUGAGGUGGUAUUUCCAGCCUGUCUAGGCCCACUGACAGUGUCUCCUCAAAUGCAGCUUCCCUACUUUGUGGGUAGGAAUAGGGAGUUUAUCCUCACCACUCAAGGUAAUAAACAAAUGGGAAAUCUUCAGUGUUUGUUGGGGAUUGUCUCUGAAAUGAGCAUCAAGAAGAUCUAAAUGGAACUAGGAAGACAUAGAACAACUCUUGGGCCAGGAAAUGCUCCUAGAAUCAACACUAGCCAUUUCUAAGGUUACAGUUAAUUAUAAAUUAAGGUUUGUCACAUUAUAAAGGGACAUUGUCAGAUAAACUACUUUAAAUAUUCCUUACGUUACAUAAAACAUAAGAUUAAAACUGAAAACUUGUAAAAUUUGUGGGUCUUUUGUACAUUUCUUUGAUUAAUGAAAAUAGAACAGUCAGCUUCUAAUCAAUUUCACUUUAAAGCACUCAUGCAGCCCUAUGUUAGGUGGAAACACUACACAAGUUUUUUUUAAAAUGUCAUUGCUAUUUAAAUGUUUUGUGGGAAUUCUUCUAGUGGUCUUAGAGCUGUAUAUAAACACAGUCCUUUAAAUUUGGGACCGGAUUUGACCGGAGGACAUUCCUUGAAAGCGAGGCCUACAUUUUGAUACAUAACAGAACAUUACAGGCUUUAUAAGCCCUGUGUUUUCCCUCUUUAUACUAUUUAUAAAUAUUGCUUUUUCAUAAGGCUUUUCAUAAACAUAGUGUAAGAAAACAGUGAAUUUUGCUUUGCUGCGGUGUAAGCAGUCCUGAGGUUUAGUUUGCCUAUGAUAGUAUGAUCUUUCUAACAAUGAAGAUACUUUUUCUAUUAGUGAAAUACUCUGUUUAUACUGCAGGGAAAGAUUUUAUGUGCCUGCAUAUCUUAAUACACACUUUCUACUAGAGACCCAAACUUGGGUAGCCUUGACUCUCCUGGUCUUGGAGUAGUGACUUGACUUAACCACUUCAUAAUUGAUACAGGAACCUGUUCUGGAAGUUCUCCCUUGACUAUUUUUUCUUUGUUUUGUGCAUUUUAAAAGCAGAUUUGUUUUUCCUGUAUAGUUGCUUAUGUGUGUUUUAAAAUAAUCCUUUUGUGGCUCUGUAUUUAACAAUACUUCGAGGAGCUUGUUCUUGCCUGCAAAAGAUUGGAUAUGAAAUGCACUGGAACACACACUACAUUUUCAAAUCUCAGUUUUCUGAAAAACAGAAGAUGUUAUUUCAUGCAGUUUUCAUUUAUUUUUUGGCACUUCAAAGUGCCUGAUUUCUACAGCUGCCAUACUUGCUUCUCCUGGAAUUCCAUUGCAGCUCAGCUUUAAAUAAUAAAUAUGCAGUGAGAUCACAUGUUCUCUUAUAUUUAGUGGUUCUUCAGUAUAUUGAGUCUAAUUCUCUGUUCUGUAACACUAACGAAGACCUUUUUUUCAGAAUUCCUUAUGGAAAACUGCAUGUAGGGUGCAAGCAGCUCUACUGGAAAUACAAACUACUCCAAAGAGAAUUUUUAUCUAACCUGUUUUAGUCUCUUUUGUCUUUCGUCUCUCUCUCUUUGCUGUCAGUUUCACACAAUAUGUAAAAACUAGUCAUGAUGUUUAAUGGGAUGUGACUUUAAUGCAUCUUUAAUGCUAGUGAUCCCUUACAUUGCAGGAUGUUCUGGCAACAAUCACAGCAGAAGCUUUAUUAAAGUGGAGCUAAAAGGACCAGUAUUAAAACAAGUCCUAGUGCCAAGAAGAAACAAACAACUAAGAUGCAUUAAAGAAAAGCCUUUUUGUUUAACAGGUUUUGCAACCUUCAUAUACUUAGUAAUUAGAAUUUACUUCAAACACUCUUACUAUCUUUAAACAGAAGGCUCAAGUCUGUAUUGCUGUUCUUUCUCACUGCAGCCUGGGUAUUGUGUUUUUAUAACAGCAAAAUUACUGCUGUUGAUGAUGAACUAUAGAAUAAAUACAAGAUAUCUCACGGUUGGCCUCUGAUUAUUUUCCCUUGCAA